Rhizophagus irregularis DAOM 181602=DAOM 197198 is the source of this 1632-nucleotide messenger RNA. The record is from RefSeq and is a predicted model, not a curated record. NCBI's taxonomy places the organism in Eukaryota, Fungi, Glomeromycota, Glomeromycetes, Glomerales, Glomeraceae.
UAAAUAAAUUCAUAUAAAAGGCAUUCUAUAUUUCAUUAUGUCUACUAUUCGAAGUGACCUAGUUCAUCAAACAAUUAAUAGAGCAUGGGCAUCAUUUGAUUAUAAUACUCAUGGAGACUUACAUACUUCAUAUGAAUAUAUACGACAAGUAAUUCUCACUGAUAGUUCUCUUACGGAGGAUGAAAAAACUGAGGCAAUAAGAUUAAAUAAUAAAGAUUAUGAUCGAGAUAAGAUUAGAUGUAAUACAGGAAUAAGAAGAAUUUGUGAAAAUUGUAAUCAAAAAUGUUUAGCUACAUUACAUUGCGAAUAUUGUGUUCAAAAUUAUUUAAAAGCAAGAUUUUCAAAUUGGACGUCUGGAAAUAAUGAUAUUGAUAAUUUGAUACAAAAAUGUCAAUUGGUAACACUUAGCCCGGGGAUGAUAGUAGAAUGGAUCCCAUAUGAUAAUCUACAAAAUAUUAAACAUCUAACUAAAGGAGGAUUCUCUGAUAUUUAUACAGCAAAUUGGAUUGAUGGAUAUUAUAUUGAAUGGGAUACUAAAAAGCAACAAUUAAUAAGAUUCGGAACUCAGUUUGUAGUACUUAAAGAAUUAGUAAAUGUUGAAGGUGCAAGUCAAAUUUGGUUUGAAGAGGCUAAAUCUCAUUUAAAUAUAAGCAGUAAAUAUCCAAGAAUUGCCAAGUGUUAUGGUUUAACCAAAAAUCCAUCAAAUGGAAAUUAUCUGCUUGUAUUAAAUUGGAAGGAUAUAAAUUUAAGGGAAUAUUUACAACGAAAUAAUAGCCAAAUUACAUGGAAAGAACGAAUUCAAAUCGUUUUUUCAAUAAUUGAUGCACUUCGUUGGAUUCAUAAAGAGAAUUCGAUUCAUAGAGAUUUGCAUUCUGGAAAUAUAUUAUAUUCACAACAAGCAGAUGCUUGGUGUAUUAGUGAUCUUGGAUUUUGUGGUCCUGCAGAUAAAUCAUCAAAAAGUAUAUAUGGAAAUCUUCCUUACAUAGCACCCGAAGUUAUUUCUGGAAGAAAGUAUUCUUUUGCAUCUGAUAUUUAUAGUAUUGGUAUACUUAUGUGGGAAAUUUCGUCUGGACAACUUCCUUUUUAUAAUCAUGAACAUGAUUAUAACCUUGCAAUGAACAUAGUUAAUGGCGUAAGACCAAGAAUAGUACCAGGAACUCCUUUAGAAUAUGAAAAUUUAAUCAAACAAUGUUGGGAUGCUGAUUCACUAAAAAGGCCUAACAUUAAUACACUUUUGAAUAAAAUAAGUGAAAUUAAUGCAUCAUUUCAAAAUAUAUCAGAUGAAUCACAAGCAAAUAAUAAUUUGAACAAAAGUAACUUAAAAAUAAAUUAUACGAGUAAAAUGUUAUUUACAAGUAAAGUCCACCAAUUUGAAAAAUUUCCUGAACCAAGGAAUGCAACAGAAGAAGAACAAGAAGCAUUUUAUAGUAAAUCAUAUGAUUUAAAUAUUCCUGAUAAUUUUGAUGAUUCUAAUUCAAAUUAUGCUAGUACAUCUAAGACAAGCAGCAAAUUAAAAGGAUUUAGUAAAAGAUUAUCUAAAGUAUUUAAACCCCUGAAUAUAAAUUCAAAAAAUGAUAAGUAAAUAUAUUGUUAGUACAAGCGUUUUAUUAAAUAUAAUUUUUUUUAAAAAAA